This is a messenger RNA of Venturia canescens, 1275 nucleotides long. RefSeq lists its product as uncharacterized. Gene Ontology annotation, biological process: DNA replication, removal of RNA primer. Gene Ontology annotation, molecular function: RNA-DNA hybrid ribonuclease activity; nucleic acid binding. The coding region runs from base 1 to 1275 and encodes 424 amino acids. The transcript has a single exon. Lineage: Eukaryota; Metazoa; Arthropoda; Insecta; Hymenoptera; Ichneumonidae. The record is from RefSeq and is a predicted model, not a curated record.
AUGGCACUGUGGCUAUACAGGGCAAUCCUGCUCCCUAGACUAAAGUACGCAGCCGUCGUCUGGUGGCCCGCCGUUGGGAGAGUCGCCUAUGGACAACGGUUGACCAGCCUACAGGGUAAUUACCUAAGGGCAGGGGCCGGAGUCAUGAGGACGACCCCCACGGCGGCGCUGGAGGUAGCCUUCGGCCUCCUCCCCCUCAACAUCGAUAUCACCGGACAGGCAAAACUAACAGCGUAUAGACUAAUCUGUAUGGGCACCUGGAGGAGCACUGGGACGGGCCACACCGACCUGGGGCUCUCCCAGAGGAGCCCAUUUUCACUCCAACAGGACAAAAUACCUAGGAAAUUCCAGGUAGAGAAGUCUUUCAGAGCGGUCAUCCGCACACGGGAGGACUGGAGAUCUUCCCAGCCCCCUACCUCUCCGGGGGUGGAUGCCUGGUUCACCGACGGAUCGGGGGCUGGGAACAGGUUCGGAGCGGGAGUUUUCAACCCAGCGACCGACACUAGACUCAGCUUCCCCUUGGGGGAGUUAGCCACGGUGUUUCAGGCCGAAGUGCUGGCCAUUUAUGAGUGCAUCAAAAUAUGCCUGGAGAGAAACACGACGGGCAAACAUAUAAUGGUGCACUCGGACAGCAUGGCGGCCCUGAGAGCCGUUACCAAACCACAGGCCGACUCGGCGACUGUAUGGAAAUGCAUGCAGGCGCUGAACGAAGCUGGAAAAAAGAACAAGGUCACACUGACCUGGAUACCAGGUCACCAGGGUUUCUACGGAAACGAGCGGGCCGAUGGGUUGGCCAAAAGGGGUACGGAGAUACCACCUGCACACCAGGUGGUCGGAGUCCCCUUUGCCACUGGGAAAAACAUCAUCCAAAAUGGACUAAAACGCCAACACCUACACCUCUGGAAAACGAGAGUGGGUUGCAGGCAAGCCAAACUUUGGAUGAAAGAACCCAACAUAGGCAGAACCAAGGAGCUGCUGGGCCUGGGGAGGGUAAGACUUCGUGUGGGCAUUGCGUUACUAACCGGACACAUUGCCCUCAGGUCACACCUCCACACAAUGGACCUAGCGGAGCACAGGGAAUGCAGGCUAUGUGGGGAAGGCGAGGAGAGCAGUGUACACAUUCUGUAUCGCUGCCCUACCUUGGCGAUUUACCGGUACAAAACCUGGGGGCGUAUGUUCGUCGAACCAGGGGAAAUAUCGAACCUAAAAGUCACCCAAAUGUGCUACCUGGCUGAAAAAGCCGGGAUAAACGCGCAGGGGCUGACUACUGAUUAA